UGGUAAGUAACGCUGCUUGCGAGAGACCAUAUGACUACCGGUAAACUGGUAAGCAUAGGGUGGACACAACGCAACGUCCACCGCAUGUAUUACGUCAGACACCUACCGGCGAACCACUGAUAUCCCCGUGGAUAUUCUCAGCUGCAAGGAGUAAGGGCAGACCAGACCGUUAUAAGCUGUGUCUUCUGAGACGCAAAAAGUUAAAAAGGAUCAAGAGCAGCACAUCAUUCCCGGACAACAACUUCAGAUCAAGCGACCAUGGGAUUCAGAGGCACCGUUUUUGAUGACCCUGGCUUUGAUGCCAACAGUGAUGCAGAGGCCCUGUACAAUGCAAUGAAAGGCUUUGGCAGUGACAAGGAAGCCAUUUUGGAUCUGAUCGCUUCCAGAAGCAAUGCCCAGAGACAAGAGAUUCGAGCAUCUUACAAAUCUCUAUAUGGAAAGGACCUGAUAGAUGAUCUGAAAUAUGAGCUGACUGGGAAGUUUGAGCGCCUGAUCAUCGCACUGAUGAGACUUCCAGCGUAUCACGAUGCCAAAGAGAUCAAAGACGCCAUUAAGGGCGCAGGAACGGAUGAGAAAUGCUUGAUUGAGAUCCUCGCCUCCAGAACCAAUGAGCAGACACAUGCUAUGAGGGAGGCCUAUAACGAUGCCUAUGGCAGAGACCUUGAGGAGGAUGUUAUUGGCGACACUUCAGGACACUUUAAGAAGAUGCUGGUUGUUUUACUCCAGGGGACCAGAGAAGAAGAAGGUGUUGUGCAUGAGGACCUAGUGGAAGAGGACGCACAGGCCCUGUUCGCUGCAGGAGAAGAGCAGUGGGGCACCGAUGAGUCCAUAUUCAUCAUGCUGCUGGGAAACCGCAGCGUCACCCACCUCAGGCUGGUUUUUGAUGAGUAUCAGAAGAUUGCAGAGAAGUCUAUUGAGGACAGCAUCAAGAGCGAACUCUCAGGGGAUUUUGAAAGACUAAUGCUGGCUGUUGUUCAGUGCAUUAGGAGUGUGCCCAUGUUCUUUGCCAGGCGUCUCUACAAAUCCAUGAAGGGUCUGGGCACAGCUGAUAACACGCUCAUCCGUAUCAUGGUGUCCCGGGCUGAAACCGACAUGCUGGAUAUAAGGGAAUGCUUCCGUCUGCGCUAUGAGAAAUCCUUGCACCACAUGAUCCAGGAUGACACGUCUGGGGAAUAUAAGCGCACUCUUCUGAAACUGUGCGGAGGAGACGAUGACAUAGCUGGAGAGUUCUUCCCAGAGGCUGCCCAGAUUGCAUACAAGAUGUGGGAAAUCAGUGCCAUGACUAAAAUUACGCCCAGAGGAACUGUCCGCCCUGCUCCUGAUUUCGACCCAGCCAGUGAUGCACAGGAUCUCAGGAAAGCCAUGAAAGGCUUUGGCACAGAUGAAGACACCAUCAUCAACAUCCUAGCUCAGAGGAGCAACGAGCAGCGGCAGGCGAUCAGACAGGCCUUCAAGUCUCUCCUGGGAAGGGAUCUCAUGGCUGAUCUCAAAUCUGAGCUGUCCAAAAACCUGUGUAGGCUUAUCAUGGGCCUGGUGAUGACUCCAGCUGAGUUUGAUGCUAAAAUGAUGAAGAAAGCCAUGGAGGGAGCAGGGACUGAUGAGCACGCUCUGAUUGAGAUCCUGGUGACGCGAAGCAACGAGGAAAUCCAGGCCAUGUGUGCCGCCUACCAGGAAGCCUAUAAGAAGAGCCUAGAAGACGCCAUCUCAUCAGAUACCUCCGGCCACUUCUGCAGGAUCCUUGUAUCCCUAGUUCAGGGAGCACGAGAGAAUGGGCUUGUGGAUAUAGACAGAGUGCAUGAAGAUGCACAGGCGCUGGCCGAUGCCUGUAAUGACGAGUCUGAUGACAUGGUGGUGAAGUUCAUGAGCAUUCUGUGCACCAGGAGCUACCGUCACCUGAAGAGAGUGUUCCAGGAGUUUGUUCUAUGCACCAACAAAGACAUCGAGCAAAUCAUCAAGAAGCAUAUGUCAGGAGAUGUCAAACAGGUCAUGUAUGCCAUUGUGAGGAGUGUAAAGAACCAGCCCUCCUACUUAGCAGACCGUUUGUACAAAGCCAUGAAGGGUUUGGGCACUGACGACAGGGCUCUCAUUCGCAUCAUGGUGUCCAGGUGUGAGAUUGACCUCUUCAACAUUCGCAAAGAGUUCAAAGAGACGCACGACGCCUCCCUCCAUGAAUUCAUCCAGGUAGAAGCGUUCGUCGGUGAUACUUCUGGGGACUACCGCAAAACCCUUCUGAUGCUCUGUGGUGGGGAAGACUAAUGGUCUUGAAGUGAGUUACCCCAGCAACGACUGGCCACAGACACAGAUGAUCCCCACAAGCUUCCUGUGAAUUGAGCACCACCCAGUGCUCUGGAGCGGAGGAAACUGAAUGCCCACUAUGUGACCCCAACCUCCCCCACCCCCCCUACCACCACCACCUCCAGUGCUGCUGCCACUCUAUGCCAAAGCUUAUGACCUUUCACCCUUUGCACUUUCUCAGCGAGGCUACGUCCACUCACUGUAUCUGACCGUCCCUGUGUUGGAAAGGAACGCGGAAUUGUUUUAUUUUAUUUUCCUUUUUUAAUGAAUACAUGUGAACUUGGAGUUCAUGGCCGUACAGUAGGAACGCCAGAAGAUGCACCGCUAGUGUCCAAGUAGAGCUGUUCUUGUAGUUAUUGAUAUUGUUAGCCAGCUGUAGCCAUCGAAUAAAAGUGCUAUCCUGAAAUAAAAGGAAAACCUGUCAAUGUC
This is a messenger RNA of Alosa sapidissima (American shad), 2724 nucleotides long. It is a transcript of the gene anxa6, whose product is annotated as annexin A6. NCBI's taxonomy places the organism in Eukaryota, Metazoa, Chordata, Actinopteri, Clupeiformes, Clupeidae. The coding region runs from base 259 to 2256 and encodes 665 amino acids. Gene Ontology annotation, molecular function: cholesterol binding; chondroitin sulfate binding; ligand-gated monoatomic ion channel activity. The record is from RefSeq and is a predicted model, not a curated record. Gene Ontology annotation, cellular component: cytoplasm; focal adhesion. Gene Ontology annotation, biological process: growth plate cartilage chondrocyte differentiation; neural crest cell migration; plasma membrane repair. The transcript has 25 exons.